Molecule: messenger RNA, 765 nt
Organism: Paramecium tetraurelia
Lineage: Eukaryota; Ciliophora; Oligohymenophorea; Peniculida; Parameciidae
Exons: 5
Biological process (GO): water transport; transmembrane transport
Cellular component (GO): membrane
Molecular function (GO): water channel activity
Source: RefSeq, a predicted model, not a curated record
AUGAUAAUCCAAAUUCUUCAUAUUUAUAUAAAUAAAUUUAUUAGAAAAUUAAAAGACUAAAUGGAAGAAAAACAAUUGACAUUUUCUUAAAGACACGCUUAGAAGUUUAAUGGGGCAUUAAUAGAGAUGAUAUCGAUGGCUUUAUUUGCUUAUGGGAUUGUGUGCUCAGAAGGAAAUGGGGGUAAGAUAGCGUUAGCAUUUUUCGGGUCAUUAGCAUUGUGUGCACCAAUUAGUGGUGGACAUAUAAAUCCAGCAGUGACAUUAGCAAUGUGGUUGACUAGAUAAAUAUCAACUGGUACUUGUCUAUUAUAUUGGAUUGCUUAACUGAUUGGUGCAUUUGGUGGUGGAUUCUUUUGUUAUAUGGUUUUGGGAUAAAUCAAUAGUCCUAUGGUGACUGACUUGAACUUUCAUUGGAUAAUUGCUGACUUAUGUGGUGAAGCUCUUGGAUCCUUCUCUUUUAUUCUGAUGAUAUUAAUUUAAUGCAAUCCUAAAACAACUUUCUCUGAUAAACCAAUUGCUAGUAUUACUCUUAUUACCCUGUCAUUGCAUUUGUCAAGAUGUUUCACUUCCCAUUCUGGAGGUUGUUUGAACCCUGGAAUGGCAGUGGCCUUGGAAUUAUUUUAGGUGUUAAAGACUAAUGAAUUAGAAAGAUUGGAUUCAAUGUGGGUAUUCAUAGCAGGGCCUUUUGCUGGAGCCAUAAUUGCUGUUAUAUUCUUUAAAUUAAUUUAUUAACCAGCAUUUAAUAGAUAUUAUAAGAAUGCAUGA